AUGCAACAAGAACGAAGACGACGGCGACAACGACAACAACAGCAGGAGCUGAGGCAACAAAUGAGACGACAAACUGAUCGAAUUCAACGGUUAUUUUUUUUCACAGGUGACAUAUUGCCCUCAUCUAAUUACUUCGUCACCGAAGACAGUCGUCUCAUUAGGAAACUCUCACAGCCCAGUGCAACAAGCUCCGGAGCGAAACAUAAUAAACGCUUACUGUCCGCAUCACACUCCGUUGAUAGCAAAACUGUUGCCAUUGGCGAGAGCAUCAUCAGCAUGCUCAUCAAAUUGCAUGCCAAGUUUUCUAAAAACCCUUACAAACCCAAUCCCGAUGGCGCCGCAGUGGACAGUCGCAUCGGUGAUGGAGCAUUCUUCAUAACCAAAGUGUUGGACAAGAUUAGCAGGAACGAGAAAUGUAUGCAGUACAUCAAAACUUUGGUGACUUCUGAUGAGGACAUCCUUGGGGAACCUAAAAAAGUUCCCAUCGAGGAAGACAGACGUUUGAAAGCAAAACAAAGGCAAGAAAAACUGUUGAAUUAUUUUGCAUCAAAGCAACAAAAAUUUCUUCUUGGGAAUGAUUUCAUAGAAGAUGCCAUGGAAGACGACGAUAAAACACAUGACAACCUGCUGAGAGAUAAUGACUUCAUGAACCGCGUGUACGAUUGCUGCAUCUGCAAUCUCUCCACAGUGACCAGCAACAACAGGCCUGUCUGCCUCAUAGCUGCUGCCACUCCUUCAUACGUUUUGGAGCAUAGAACGAUGGUGAGUCCUGCAUCGAUGGAAGCAGACGAUGAUGUGAUGCAAAAGGAUUCAGCAUCACCUUAUCCUCAAGCAUCACUUGCUUCAUCACCACUACCAGCCGAUUUAUUAUCAGCCUCACCUCGGUCCAGCGUUCAUUUAAAAACAUCGUCACACUCGUUGUUGUCGUGCAAGUCAACUACUUCUCUAGUCGUCAAUAACGAGCAAGCAAAUUCAAUGAAGUAUGGUUACUGCAGCAGCGUGUUUAGACAGCUGGUUGACAAGUAUAAGCUCAAUGAUUAUCUGGUGUAUGAGACACCAUCGUACUAUCCCUGGUACAGAAGUUUGAACAUCCAAUCAUGUGGACACUACCUUCAUUAUGAUUGUGGCUUGUCAUACAUUAAAUCACUUCAAGAUAGGAACCAAAGCAGUUUUAACUUGGCAAUUUCUGCGAAUGGUGAUUUUGUUUGUCCAAUGUGUCGUCAAGUUUCCAACAUAAUUCUUCCUCUCACCGUUCCUAACCCCCUGCCGUCCUCUGCCGUUGAAGACACCACCCAUAAAAUCAGAGAGUUAUUAGCGGUCAGCACAAUGGAAACGCCAGUUUGUUUAUCAGUUAUUUGUACUUGCUAA
This is a messenger RNA of Helobdella robusta, 1368 nucleotides long. RefSeq lists its product as hypothetical. Bases 1 to 1368 code for a protein of 455 amino acids. The transcript has 7 exons. Gene Ontology annotation, biological process: protein ubiquitination; ubiquitin-dependent protein catabolic process via the N-end rule pathway. Gene Ontology annotation, molecular function: ubiquitin protein ligase activity. Gene Ontology annotation, cellular component: cytoplasm; ubiquitin ligase complex. NCBI's taxonomy places the organism in Eukaryota, Metazoa, Annelida, Clitellata, Rhynchobdellida, Glossiphoniidae. The record is from RefSeq and is a predicted model, not a curated record.